Athalia rosae (coleseed sawfly) is the source of this 2137-nucleotide messenger RNA. Its product is annotated as ubiquitin-associated protein 1. Gene Ontology annotation, biological process: ubiquitin-dependent protein catabolic process via the multivesicular body sorting pathway. The record is from RefSeq and is a predicted model, not a curated record. The transcript is spliced from 4 exons. Gene Ontology annotation, cellular component: ESCRT I complex. Gene Ontology annotation, molecular function: ubiquitin binding. Lineage: Eukaryota; Metazoa; Arthropoda; Insecta; Hymenoptera; Athaliidae. The coding region runs from base 423 to 1610 and encodes 395 amino acids.
GGUAUGAAUUCUCUCGAUUGGCUCACGUAAAAGCGAGUCACGUUCGCCGUGGCUGCAAUCAGCUGACGAGAUGUCAAAUUUCGCGGAACAAAAACUUUGCUACUGAGCUAAUGUGAAAAUACACAGAAAAUUUUCUUUAGAUGUAAAAUAUUCCAAAGUGUUUUAUGGUGCGUAACGAAUGACAGACAAUAUAAACUAUAGGUUGUGUGAAUACAAAGAUUAUACAAGAAACUGUUUGCUCGUGAGGUUAUGGAUGUACCUAAGCUUUGAGCAACACAGAAAUAAAUUAGCUCACAGAUAUUGUAACAUUAUUCGAUGAAUUUUCCAAAUCCUAAAUGUUGCUAUGGUGAAGGUAUUACAAAUGAUGGGAUGAUGAAUUGCUGAUCAAUAUAUCAUUCACUAUUUUGCAAACCCUAACAAUUAUGUCAAGGCCAACAAUCUCGGCACAAUGUGACUCUGUUGCAUCUUAUAUGGAUGGAGUUCAUGUGAAAAUCGCAGAGGCAUACAAACCACCUCGGAAAAUCGCCUUGCCAGUGGCUUAUAACAAUAAAUUACCCGAUGUUUCAAAGUACACGUAUGACUUCAGCUUAGAGAAAGUGGUCAUUGACAAGAUGACAGAAUGGCGCAAAGCCAGAACAGUGAUGAACGAAGCUCGCUUAGCUCGUUUAAUCGAAAAAAAGAAAAAGGAAAAUGAAGAAACGCCACCUCUACCUGCUCAGUCAGACCCGGUGAACCAAUCAAGUGUUAAGGUAGCUCCAGCUCCCGAAACAACGAUACUCACACCGCAACCUCUAUCUCCACCACCCAAUGAACUACUACAAUACAUAACAACAUCCAAUGGAUUAGACCUUGCUGACUUUGACAAUGAUACAAGCAGUCCAUUUGAUAACAUGGAAUUAAAGACAAUAAACGACAUGGAAGAAUUAGCACAGGUCCUGCAACCAUCGUCCAGGUGGGUUACACCUCCUAUCAAACUUGAAAGCAUCUUGACAGAACUUACAUUAGAUCCUGUGGAUCAAAGUGAAGGAAAUAAGGAACACAAGAAGAGUGAAGCUGAUGAAAACACAGAAAACGAUAAACACACUAAUUCUAAUCAUCCUAGCAUCCCUACCAUAGUACAAGAACUUCAGAGAGAACUUGCCAGGCCAAUUAUGGAGAAUUGGAAGCCUUGGCCGGAUCUCGAGAGUCCAAAUUGUGACACGGAUCCCUCUUCAUCAAAAUUCAGUACUUCCCCAAGCUCAACUCAUUCCGGAUUAUCAAAUCCAUUGCCAGAUCUUUCAGAGGAUGAUCAAAAGUUAGCAAAACACCUCAGUGACAUGGGAUUCCCAUUAGCAAGGGCAGCGAGAGCAAUUCGAGACCUCGGUGGUCAUGACAAUAAAAAAGUGGUUGAGUAUCUUUUAGCAAUUCAGUCUUUAGAAGAAUUUGGUAUACCAGGUGACGACGCAGAGAAAGUAUUAGCUUUGACAGAGUAUGAUCAAGAAAAAGCAAAACUUUACUAUCAAAAUUUGCGCACAUUAAGGGACCUUGGAUUUCCAGAGGAUCAGGCAUCCUCCGCAUUGCUUAGGUGCAAUAUUGACAGGGACCAAGCGCUCGACUUUUUAAUUGCUUAGCUUGGCUUGUUUGAUUAUUGUUCAAACAGAAAUUUGCCUUUGGAACUGACUGAGAUAACUUAAAAUGUAAAUAUUACAACUGAGAAUGUAUCGAGCAAUUGGUUAGGCACAAAUUCCAAUUAUGCCAAUUGAGCUGUAUCGGUUGCCUGUCUAUACAACGGAGCUAAAACUAGGUAAAUACCUAUUUUUCUAUGGUUAACUUUCCAAGAUUCCACAAACAGAAAUGAAAGAUAUUAAUUACUACCUAACUCAUGGUGGAAUAACUGCCUCACUCGUAAUAGAUUUUUGCCAGUAUAACAAUGGCCUACAGAACCACGUACGCCAUAUUUGAUAAAUACCGAAAUACCGAACACUGUCAAUAUGAGCUCACUUGGUUAAUUUUAUAGUCAGUAGUAUAAUUGACAUUUAUCGCGACAAGAUAUAUCAAAACACUUAAUAUUGUUCCAAUAUCUAAGCUUGAAAUAUAAUCUUCAUUAAUCUGUUUGCACUUCUGAAAUUCUUGUACAUAAUAAAUCGCUUAAAAUAUU